This is a messenger RNA of Marmota flaviventris (yellow-bellied marmot), 2533 nucleotides long. The record is from RefSeq and is a predicted model, not a curated record. NCBI's taxonomy places the organism in Eukaryota, Metazoa, Chordata, Mammalia, Rodentia, Sciuridae.
AUGGAGGAGGGGCGACCUCGGAGCAGCCUCAGCCUGGCCAGCAGCGCCUCUACCAUCUCUUCCCGCAGCAGCUUGAGCACCCAGAAGCCCACUCGGGCAGUAAACAAGGUCCAUGCCUUUGGGAAGAGGAACAAUGCACUCCGAAGGGAUCCCAACCUGCCUGUGCACAUCCGGGGCUGGCUUCAUAAACAGGAUAGCUCCGGACUACGGCUUUGGAAACGUCGCUGGUUCGUCCUCUCUGGCCAUUGCCUCUUCUAUUACAAGGACAGCCGCGAGGAGAGUGUCCUGGGAAGUGUCCUGCUCCCCAGCUACAGUAUUAGGCCAGAUGGGCCCGGAGCACCCCGAGGGCGGCGCUUCACCUUCACGGCAGAGCAUCCGGGCAUGAGGACCUAUGUCCUGGCGGCUGACACAUUAGAAGACCUGCGGGGCUGGCUGCGGGCCUUGGGCCGGGCCUCCCGCGCGGAGGGGGAAGAUUGUGGGCGACCCAGGACACCCGCAAGUCCCCAGCGUGGGGAGGGCCCUGGCGGUCCAGGGGGUCCCCCGGAGGUGAGCAGAGGGGAAGAGGGACGCAUCUCAGAAUCACCAGAGAUGGCUCGGUUCUCUAGAGGUCAUGGCCGACCUGGGCUGCUCACUCCCAGCCCCACAGCCGACCUCCAGUCUGGACCCCGGAUUCGGCGGACUAGGAGCCCCGACCUGUUCACGCCCCUGUCUCGCCCGCCCUCCCCUCUGAGCCUUCCGCGUCCCCGUUCUGCUCCUGCGCGGCGGCCCCCUCCUUCCUCGGGAGACGCAGCGCUCCCUGCCCGACCUCACACCCCCUUGAGUCGCAUCGAUGUCAGGCCUCCUCUGGAUUGGGGCCCCCAGCGACAGACUCUAUCACGUCCCCCCACUCCUCGCCGAGGACCCUCCUCCGACGCUGGCGGAGGAAAGCCCCCCAGGAGUCCCCAGCACUGGAGUCAAGAACCUAGACCACGGAGAGGAGAGGCCCCAUCUGGCUCCUCCACCUAUCUCCAGCUCCCCCCAAGACCCCCUGGAACCCGGGCCUCUAUGGUUUUACUGCCAGGUCCCCCCCUGGACUCAAACUUCCACCAAAGCCUGGAGACAGACACUCUUUUGACCAAGUUGUGUGGGCAGGACCGGCUCCUGAGGAGGCUGCAGGAGGACAUAGACCAGAGGCAGGAGGAGAAGGAGCAGCUAGAGGCCGCCCUGGAGUUGACCCGGCAGCAGUUGGGUCAGGCAGGCAGGGAGGCUGUGGGUCCUGGGAAGGCCUGGGGUCGCCAGCGCCUGCUGCAGGACCGGCUGGUCAGUGUGAGAGCUGCCCUUUGUCACCUGACCCAGGAGCGAGAGCGGGUUUGGGACACAUACAGUGGCCUGGAGCAGGAACUGGGCACCUUAAGAGAGACCCUCGAAUACCUGCUGCACCUCGGUUCCCCCCAGGACAGAGCAUCGGCUCAGCAGCAGCUGUGGAUGGUAGAAGACACGCUGGCUGGUCUGGGUGGCCCUCAGAAAGCACUCCCCCACACUGAGCCUGACUCCCCAUCCCCUGCACUCCAAGGCGAGGAGUCCUCAGAGAGGGAGAGUUUGCCUGAGUCCUUGGAACUGAGCUCCCCUCGGUCCCCUGAGGCUGACUGGGGGCGGCCCCCUGGAGGUGACAGAGACUUUGCCAGCCCUCGGUCAGGUCUUGGAUCUCCGAGGGUCUCCCGGGCUUCUAGUCCUGAGGGUCGCCGCCCCACUUCUCCGCAACUGGGAACCAAGGUCCCCACAACCCGGCCUCGGAUGAGUGCUCAGGAGCAGCUGGAGCGUAUUCGCAGGAACCAGGAGUGUGGACGGCCUCUCCCACGCCCCACCUCCCCCCGGCUGCUCACUCUAGGGAGGACACUGUCCCCAGCCAGACGCCAGGCAGACCUGGAGCAAAAGUCUGUCCUAGGAGCUGCAAAAUGGCUCAGAAGCUCAGGGUCCUGGAGUAGUCCUAGGAACACUACCCCUUACUUGCCGACUUCCGAAGGCCACCGGGAGCGGGUCCUUAGCCUCUCCCAAGCCCUGGCCACUGAGGCGUCGCAGUGGCACAGAAUGAUGACAGCCUCUCCAGAUGGAAAUGUGGACUCGCGAGGAGAGCCUCUCCCCCCGGCGCCGCCGCCUCCUUCGGACCCCACUCUCCAGGUGACCUCUCACCCAAGAUGCUCUCCGAUGGCUAAUUCCGAUUCUGCGGGAUUCUCGCGCGGUGGUAAUGGGCGUGGUGGAGGCCCCGCCCACUGGGAGCCCACGUGGGACUCCGGGAACGCCCCUCCCGCCCAGACUCAAGAGGAGGGGGCGUGGCCACUGAGGGUCACGUUGCUCCAGUCCAGCUUCUGACCCGCUCAAAUGCGACAGCCAAUCGGAGAGUGGGGGCGUGGCCUUGAGGACCAGCGGGAGAGCUGGACUGUGUCUGGAACCUGGGGGCGUGAUCUGGUCCCCACCUGGGAGGGGCGUGGCUUUACGGCCAACCUUUGAUUUUCCCCAACAAUGUCCAAAUUUGCAUUAAAACUUUGAACUUUUA